Vigna radiata var. radiata (mung bean) is the source of this 390-nucleotide messenger RNA. RefSeq names its product heavy metal-associated isoprenylated plant protein 47-like. The coding region runs from base 10 to 390 and encodes 126 amino acids. Gene Ontology annotation, molecular function: metal ion binding. The transcript has 2 exons. Lineage: Eukaryota; Viridiplantae; Streptophyta; Magnoliopsida; Fabales; Fabaceae. The record is from RefSeq and is a predicted model, not a curated record.
GAUUGAAUUAUGCAGAAAAUAGUUAUCCAAGUGCGCAUGGAGAAUGAGAAAUGCAGAAGCAAGGCAAUGAAAAUUGCUGCAGGCUCUGAAGGUGUGCAUUCAGUGGCAUUAGAGGGUGAAGACAGAGAUGAAGUGGUGGUGACUGGAGAUGCGAUUGAUUCGGUUUGCUUGACUAAUAAAUUAAGAAAGAAGUUGAACUAUGCAACUCUUAUGAGUGUGACAGAUGAAAACCCUGCCAAUGAUCAAAUCACUAUAGAGAAAAUCUUUCCAAUACCUUAUUGUUAUUCAAAUUUUCCUCCACCUAGUCAUUUAUAUGUAUACUGGAUUAUGAUUCAUACCCCAAUGCUUGCUCCAUUCUCUAGUUUCCAUCAGAGGGUGCAACCAAAAUAA